Messenger RNA from Lolium rigidum, 2484 nucleotides. RefSeq lists its product as uncharacterized. The coding region runs from base 190 to 2295 and encodes 701 amino acids. NCBI's taxonomy places the organism in Eukaryota, Viridiplantae, Streptophyta, Magnoliopsida, Poales, Poaceae. The record is from RefSeq and is a predicted model, not a curated record. The transcript is spliced from 3 exons.
UCCUUCCCGGCGACCAAAACCAGGAGGAGGGGCGGAGCCUUAGCUGCCGCCCGGGCGAUCCCUCCUUCCCGCCCGGCCGAGCCGCCGGCGUCUCCGAACACGAUCCCCGAGCUCCUCCUCCAGCUUCUGGUCGUCGACGCUGUCUGCUCCAGCUGGUUCCCUUGGGUAGAUAUUUUGAGGAGCAGAGUAAUGGAAGCAGGAGUAAAGGAGGCUGGAAGGCUAGUGGACCUGUGGAACGAAUGGGGGAUACAGAUCCUGGUUCUUGUAAGCUUUACGUUGCAAGUAUUCCUCCUCAUUUUCGGGGGGAUCCGCCGGCGUAGCUCUUCCAAUGCACUGAAAUUCUUCCUCUGGUCUGCGUAUCUGUUGGCUGAUUCGACAGCAAUAUACACACUGGGCCACCUAUCCGUCGACGAUAGGUCGGACGAGCACCAGCUGGUGGCGUUCUGGGCACCAUUCCUCUUGCUGCACCUUGGUGGCCCAGACAACAUCACAGCAUAUGCACUUGAAGACAAUACGCUCUGGCUUCGCCACCUGCAAACACUCGCUGUGCAGGUCCUAGGAGCUGCAUAUGUGAUAUACAGGUACGUUGCCGACAGCGUGACCCUGCUUCUGCUGGCGUCCAUCUCCAUGUUUGUCGCUGGUUUUCUCAAGUAUGGAGAGAGGAUAUGGGCGCUCAACUGUGGCAACAUCAGCAGCAUCACCGUCUCGAAAUUCAAGCCUAACCCUUAUCAGUUAUUGAGCAUGGGUACCAGUGAAGAGGAAAUUCUGCUUGGAGCCCACUCCCAGUUUGAUAUCUGCAAAGGUGUCUUUGCUGAUAUCAUAAUGUUACCGAAUCCAUCGGUUCUUUCACAAUCUAAACCACGGUCUGUUAUAUCUUACAUGGGGGAGGAUCUAUACAAGUUGGUCGAGAUGGAGCUGUCUCUGAUGUAUGACUUACUGUACACCAAGGCAGCAGUAAUCCACACAUGGUAUGGCUUCUGCAUCCAUUUCAUUUCGCUGCUUGGCACAGCCAUCACGUUCCUGUUUUUUCAAAUCAUGAUCCGUCGAGAAAAUGGGUACAGCAGAGUAGAUUUGAUUAUCAGUUAUAUUUUGCUGGUUGGGGCUUUGGUCCUGGAGAUCAUAUCAGUGUGCAGAGCUGUACUAUCCACCUGGACAUCUUCUUUAUUGCACCGCAGGGGUAGGGGAUGGGAGUGGCCUCUCCAUAUUAUCACUUCCUUUAGUCGGCGUGUCCACCCGGCAAGUAGGAGACUGUGGUCUGGCUCCAUUGGGCAGUAUAACUUGUUCCACCUGUGCACCCGCAACAGGAAUGAGAUAGGAACCAGACUGGCAAUGAAAUUGGGGCUCCAGGACUGGUGGAACAAGAAGCACUUCUCGGGAACUUUCUCACACACCAACUCUUUGUCAAUACAAGAUCUCAAGAAAUUGGUAUUGAAAGCGCUGCAAGACAAAGAUCGAGCACUUCAAGACAAAGAUACUGAUUUGGACUCAAGGGGUAGUUUUGUACUGAAAAGUAUGGAAUCAUAUGAGGACUUCGCUCGCUGGAGCGUCAACAUUGACUUUGAUGAGAGCAUCCUUGUUUGGCACACCGCAACCGAGUUGUGCAUCAGGAAAUCCAAGGCCAAACAUGCAAAAUAUCUUACUGAGGCUACCGAGGUGCUAUCCAAUUACAUGAUGUUCCUGCUGGUGGUAAAACCUGACAUGCUACCUGGAGCUGCACGCAACAACGUACACCUUGCCUCCUGUGAACAAAUAGAAGGACAGUGCCAUGUGUGCUUUGGUGAUAAGGACAACCCAGUGGCAGCAUCUCCCAUAAGCUGGCAACCAUACUAUAUUCUUAAGGAAUUGUUCCACCAUGAUGGCCCCAAUCCCUCCAGGAUUCCACAGAGGGAGAAACUUGCGGAGAUGGUGUGGAGUUUCUCCGAAUUUGCACUGGGAUCUGUAAGGGCACCAAAACCACAUGGGGAAUCCAUCCGUGACAGUGCCAAUAUGUAUGCAGUCUUGCUCGCCAACGAGCUUCUCAGCAUAGAGUUGCGUUGGCAUGAGCAGCGUGACCUUUUUGAACUGAUCUUAGGGGUGUGGGUGGAGAUGCUGUUGUAUGCCGCGAAGCAUUGCAGCCAAUUGUCCCAUGCCAGGCAGCUCAGCAAUGGUGGGGAGUUCAUUACCAUCGUGUCAUUGCUGGCACAUCACUUCAAGUACUACUCUGGAGUCUCCAGGGGCAUCAACAACCUUAGUAAAAAUAACUCUAUAUGUGAAAAUAAUAAGCCCAUAUGUGAAAGUGAUGAAAAGUUGGUUUAGAUGAAUUUUUCAUUGUUUUCACCACAAAGGUCCAUGUUACAUCUGAAAUGACCCUCCAUAUAUAGUUUAGGAAAAACUGAGUUCGCCACUUGAAUAAAACACAAUAUAGGAAUAAUCUGUAAACAAGCAUAUAAAAUAUUGAUGGGAUUCGUAACGACGCAUCGAUGAGGCUUCAAGAUUGAUCUUGUG